Molecule: messenger RNA, 1836 nt
Organism: Prunus avium (sweet cherry)
Lineage: Eukaryota; Viridiplantae; Streptophyta; Magnoliopsida; Rosales; Rosaceae
Gene: INDH
Product: INDH1(iron-sulfur protein required for NADH dehydrogenase)
Biological process (GO): mitochondrial respiratory chain complex I assembly; iron-sulfur cluster assembly
Cellular component (GO): mitochondrion
Molecular function (GO): ATP-dependent FeS chaperone activity; ATP binding; 4 iron, 4 sulfur cluster binding
Source: RefSeq, a predicted model, not a curated record
CUGGUAAGAUGGUUGGGGGCACGAAUGGGUUCACCCGUCAAAUGAUGAUGUCGACAGCUGCUCUCAUCAUACCAAAUCAAUUGUAAAUGCGUAGGCCAAUGUUUGGUUUUAUAGUCUCCAAUUUUAUCAAAAAUAGAAACCAGCCCCUCAAAACAUUUUUCACAUCACGUGCCAACACAUCUUAGACACGUGCAUCAAAAGCCCAGUAUGAUGACCCAAUUAGUCCUAAAAGACCAAAAGCACAAAUUAAACGGGCCAAGGCUUGAACAGAAAUUUGGAAGGGGCCGCGCGUACGCAGGCCCCCACUGCCACAAAUUAUGACGUUGGCUCUCCCACGUUGGGGAGACCAUAGGCGGGCACCCCUCCUAAGUGCAAUGGAGGUCACCGACCCAGGCCAUGGGCCUUCUUGAUCACCCAUAGACCCCGUCCAGGUAAGUAUGGAACAAUUGUCCUCCUCGACCCUUUUUAUAAUCUCUCUUCGCUCGCACUCUCCUUCACUCUGUCGAUGUGGGAUAUAACAACAACAACCGUCUAAAACUCUAAAACCCAAAAGAGAACAGAAGAACACUCUCACGGUGACAGAGUCGUGGAAAAGAUGAAGGAGCUACUGAGGUCGUUCACUAGGCUUGGAAGUGUUAGGGGUUAUAGCGCGGGGAGGAAGGACCUUCGGAUUAAGGGGGUAAAGCAUACCAUAGCCGUUGCUUCUGGUAAAGGGGGUGUGGGCAAGUCCACCACUGCAGUUAAUCUGGCUGUUGCACUUGCUAACAAGUGUCAAAUGAAGGUUGGCUUGCUUGAUGCUGAUGUAUAUGGACCAAAUGUUCCAAUCAUGAUGAAGCUCGACAAAAUGCCAGAAGUGAAUGAAGAUAAAAAAAUGGUUCCAAUUGAGAGCUAUGGAGUCAAGUGUAUGUCGAUGGGACUUCUCGUGGCCAAGGAUGCCUCACUUGUUUGGAGAGGUCCUAUGGUAUCAAGUGCUCUUGAACAAAUGACAAGGGGGGUUGACUGGGGAAAUCUUGAUGUUCUUGUGGUAGAUAUGCCCCCUGGGACUGGUGAUGCUCAUAUUACUGUAUCCCAAAGGCUGCAGUUAUCAGGUGCAUUAAUUGUUUCAACACCUCAAGAUGUUGCAUUAAUGGAUGCUCGGAGAGGAAUUAACAUGUUCUCUAAAGUCGAAGUUCCUAUUUUGGGAAUUGUAGAGAACAUGAGCUGUUUUAAAUGUCCAAACUGUGCUGAACGCUGGUUCAUUUUUGGGGAAGGAGGGUCUCGUAAGACGGCAGCUGAGAUGGGUGUGGAUUUUGCUGGUGAGAUACCAUUAGAAGUGGGGAUAAGACAAGGCUCCGACGACGGUGUCCCAAUAGUAAUAUCAGCACCUGAUUCUGAUGUCUCCAAAGCAUAUGUUGAUAUGGCACAGAAAGUUGUCGACAGACUUGAAGAAUUGUCAAAGGAAGAACAAUCUCGUCCACAGUUUAACCUUUGAUUUUGUGCUGUCCACUUUAGCAGCUGAAUGAAACCUUUGCUAUUCAUUCAGCAGAGCAGUAGCAGCAGAUUCACUUGUGCAGGCGGGCUUUUUGUAAUUUUUCCUUCACAUUAUUAGAGCUGUCUUGACCUGCGAGUUAAGUAGGGAAAAUGCCAAGUCCUUGCCCUAGCGGUAAAGGGAGGAUGGACCUGGUUAUGGAAAUCUGUCGCAUGCUGCAAGUGACUUGUAGCUCAACUGAUUAAAAGUAGCAACUCUCGCACUCAAGAUUUUAUGUUCGAAUUCAUGACCUCGAAUAUCGAUUGUAUCAACAAUUGUGGGUACACCUUGAGACUAUUUGAAGUGUUUGUAGUAGGUACACUUCCCAA